AUGCCUAUAUCAAUAAAAAAAUUAUGUUGUGAUGUUCUGACCGACACAUUUUUCACUUAUUCAACGGUCAAAGUAGUUCAAGUACCAAAUACAUUUAUUGCAAUUGUUUAUCGUAUAAUUCAAUUCAUUAUUAUUGGUUAUAUAGCAAUUUAUAUUGUUUGGAUUAAAAAAGGAUAUCAACAAUUUCAAGAACCACGUGGAACAAGUGUAAUUAAAGUAAAAGGAAUUGCUAAAGUAACAGGCAAUGACACAACAGAAUUCAUGCGAACAGCGUCAACACAUUUAUGGGAUACAGCUGAAUAUCAAGUGCCUCCACUUGAAAAUAAUGCACUUUUUAUUGCUACACGAGAAACAGUCACUUACGGUCAAACAGAGGGUUACUGCCCUAGUGCAUUAAACGAGAAAUUAUUUUGUGAUAACUCAACAUUGUAUUUAUGUCCAGAAGGUGAACCAAUACCAAGUACAUUUGGUUAUUUUACGGGAAAGUGUGUACCAAGUUUGGAGAAUGCUUCUAUAGGCGUUUGUCAAAUAAAUGCUUGGUGUCCUGAAGAACUUUCAAAAUCAACUGAAUUAAUAAUGGAUAGUAGUGAUUUGGAAAAUUUUACAAUUUAUUUAAAAACAUUGGUGACAUUUACAUUGUUCAAUAUCAAUUUGAGAAAUGUUCGUAAUGAUACGAAUUUUACAUGUCGAUAUCAUAAAGUUAAUGAUCCACGCUGUCCUAUUAUUCGUAUUGGUGAUAUUCUUGAUAGUCUUAAUACAAAUAAAGCAGCUCUUCUACUUGAAGGUGGUUUAAUUGAAAUUCGUCAAGAUUGGACAUGUAAUUUUGAUUUUCAUAGAGAGCAUUGUUUUCCAAAACUUGAAUUUAGUGUAUUACAAAGUGGUGACGAUAGACAAUCUCCUGGUAUUAACUAUCGACAAGCUCAAAAAUAUCAUAUAAAUGGCACAGAUUAUCGAACAUUAUCAAAAAUCUAUGGAUUACGUUUUGUUGUUUCUAUAUCAGGAAAAGGUGGACAAUUUAAUAUAGUUGAUUUAUUUGUUGCUAUUGGUUCUGGUAUUGGUUUUAUGGUUAUAGCUGAUAUUUUAUGUGAUGCAAUAUUUAUGUAUUUUCAUAAAUAUCGAGAACGAUAUCGUGAAGGAAAAUUUAGUGUAUGCGUAAUGUCUUCAACCAGAGCUAAUUCAAAUGAACAUUUAGUAUGUGCAUAG
This is a messenger RNA of Rotaria sp. Silwood1, 1203 nucleotides long. NCBI's taxonomy places the organism in Eukaryota, Metazoa, Rotifera, Eurotatoria, Philodinida, Philodinidae. The record is from the annotation of a GenBank genome assembly.